AUAAUAACAUAAAUAUACAGUACACUCCAUUCAAAUGGCAGGCUAUUCAAACAAUCCCGAUGCUUCAGCUCGAAUAGAAGACUUACAUUUCUUAUGUGCAUCAAAUGCUAAUGUUUCUAACUUUGUUUCAGUGAAGCUUUCAAGCGACCGCAACUAUUAUCUUUGGAAGACACAGAUACUUUGUCUCAUGGAGACUCACAACAUGAGGGGCAUUGUGGAUGCUGCAUUUGUCGGUCCGAGAACGACGAACACCGAGAUGGUGCUCAGAUACGACAAUCUUCUUAAAGGCUGGAUAUUUGGUUCGGUUAGUUAGAAUGUACUUGGUGCUGUCUCGGAUAGUGUUUCAGCAAAAGAAGUUUGGGACAAACUUAGAUCCUUCUACGAUACAACUAUCAGUCUUCAACAAGGUGAAGACACAGUUUCAACAAAAUCAAACGUAAUAGAAACAUAUCCAAUUUCGGAACUUGGCAAAAUGGAGGAAGAUAUUAGUGUAAUAGACAUAGGUGAAGAAACCAAAUUGUCAAACCUCAAAGCAGAAGGUGAAGAUAGCCAAAUUAGUGAAACCCAAGAUAAAAACAAGACUGAUGAAAAAAAGAAGAAAUUAUACAAAGCUAUUGUGAACAGAGACUGGCGAGAUGCGGAACCCAUACUAAAAGAAGAUAAGGAUUUACUAAAAAAUGCAAUCGACAGUGAUGGUAACACGGUGCUUCAUAUCGCGGUUGGAAUAGGUGAUUACGGCUUCGUGGAAAACUUGAUUCGACUUAUAAACGAAGAACAAGCCCUCAUAAAGAGAUCUUCAGAUGGAAGCACAGCACUUCACAUUGCUGCACUUAUGGGGAACACAAGAGCAGCAAGGCUCUUGGUUCAAAAGAACAAACAAUUGUUGGAUACUACAGACAAAAAAGGGAGAAAACCAUUGCAUAGAGCUUAUGAAAAUAUGUACCUUAAUACCAUUGAUUAUUUGUUUGAUCAAUGUGACAACUUUGUUUCCCUUGAUGUCAAAAUGGGGGUUGACAUCCUAGUUAAUGCAAUUUCUGCUAAACAAUAUAAUUUUGCAUCCAAAUUGAUCAAGAAAUAUCCUAGAUUUGCUAAUGAAAAUGAUAAUGCACUCAUGGCUUUAGCUAAAACCUUUCCGAGUGGGCUACGCAGCUCCGAAAUGCUCAUAUAUCCCAGUCUUCGUAAAAUCGGGAGGAUGAUGCGUGACUUACUCGUCUAUUUUAUCAUGGGUUUACUUAUCAUUCCGAUAGUGGUACUUGACUUUUCCUUCUGGAACGACACGGAUUUCCGAAGAGACAUGAGGACUAUUGCAGUGCCAGCCUUACUUCGGACGCCUUUUUUCUUGAUAUGCCUCCUCAUAUUAAUAGUCUGUUUCCCAUUCCUUUGCGUUUAUUCUAUGUUGUGGGAAUACGCAGCGAUACUAGUUCCACCCAUCAACCAUAUUAAGAUGAAAAGGAAAGAAUGGAAAGAAGCAACAAUGGUUUUGGGAUUGGUAUGUGAUGAAAUAGACAAGUUAGGCGUCUCCGAUUCUCAUCAUGUCCAUUACAAGGAACCAAUUCUUGAAGCUGCAUCUCAAAAUGCUCAUAUAGUUGUUUUGGAAAUAUUGUUUAGAUCACGAAAAGCAAUUAGUAGUAAAGAUAAAAGUGGGUAUGACAUUAUUCAACUAGCGGUAAUACACCGUUCAGAAGAUGUUUACAGACUUAUGUAUGCGAUUGGGGAGCAUAAGAAUCGUUAUAGAACAUUUGAAGAUUCUUCUAAGAACAAUAUAUUGCACUUGGUUGGACGGCUGCCACCUUCACAUGCGUUAAAUCGGAGAACAGGUGCAGCAUUCCAACUACAAAGAGAGCUCCAAUGGCGCGAGGAAGUAAAGACACUUGUGUUUCCAACAUUUCUUACCAAAGAGAACAUUUUUAAGGAGACACCAGACAUGGUAUUCACAAGGGAACACGAAAACUUGGUGAAGGAAGGAGAAAAGUGGAUGAAAACCAUAGCAGAGUCAUGCAGUAUAACUGCAGCACUAAUUACCACAGUUGUAUUUGCAGCUUCAAUUACGGUACCAGGUGGAAGCGAUGAAAAAACUGGAUCCCCUUUAUUUAGAGAAAAUCCGGCCUUUACUGUCUUUGAAAUAUUUGAUGUUAUCUCACUAUGUGCAUCUACUUCUGCACUUCUACUGUUCUUAUCUAUCUUAACCGCACGUUUUGCGGAGAAAGAUUUUUUAGUUACUUUGCCAAGACGAUUGCUUAUGGGAAUUUUCUUCUUACUGCUCUCCACAACAGCUAUGAUGGUAGCCUUUAGCGCAACCUUGUUCCUUGUCUUUGUUGAUAAAAAACCUUGGAUGCUUGCUCCAAUAUGUGGAUUAGGUCUCAUCCCCAUCGCAUAUUUUGCUAUUCCGCAAUUCCCCCUUAUAGUAGAUCUUUUUCGAUCGACACAAUUUCACAUCUCUGGCAAACACAGGAAAAGUGUUACCCGAAGAUUAUACCCGGAUGAUAUAAAGAUGUUGGCAAGUUGGGUCCACUCAGACAGUCUGAUGCGGUAGUAAUUGGAAUUGGCCAGACUUGAUACCCUCAUGAAAUAAUCUAGAUUGAUGUGGAAUCAUCUAGAAUUUCUCAUCUUUAUUAUUAAACUUUUUAGUUUCUUAUGUAUUUAAUUAAGUUCAUAAAUUCAUAUCAAAUUUCCCUUAUAAAUAGGGAUCUAAGUUUUGUUAUUAAGUAGUUUUUUGAUCAAUAUGUAAAUUUCCAUAUUUUCUCCCUAUA
Messenger RNA from Erigeron canadensis, 2750 nucleotides. RefSeq lists its product as uncharacterized. The record is from RefSeq and is a predicted model, not a curated record. The transcript is spliced from 7 exons. Gene Ontology annotation, molecular function: protein binding. The coding region runs from base 473 to 2533 and encodes 686 amino acids. Lineage: Eukaryota; Viridiplantae; Streptophyta; Magnoliopsida; Asterales; Asteraceae.